AAAAUGUGCCCAUCUCCCAGCUCGCAACCAUUCCACCUCCUCCAUCAUCGACAAGAUGGCUGCCUUUCUACGAAGCAAGCAGACGGGCAUGCAGAAUGACCUGUCUGCGAGCAUCCGACCUGAGCUUUUUAUGCCCGAUGACCAGGCCCGCUAUGGCAUCAACUCCCAGAUCAGCUGCUUCGCUUACGAUCCCGUCCAGUCGCUUCUUGCGAUAGGCACGAGCGAGAGCAAGUAUGGCCCCGGCAAGAUCUCCGUUUUUGGCCAGCGUCGUGUCCAAAAGAUCCUCGAACCGUCCCGACACACUUCUUUCCAGUUCCUUCAGUUCAGUGGAAACCGACUCAUCAGCAUCGACAAGAAGAAUGAGCUUGGGAUAUGGAAUCUUGACACGGGCGAGCGACUUUAUUCCCUCGUCAUCGCUGGCACUGUCGUAUCUCUGGUUGCAGACCCCAUGCUGGACUGGGCCUUCAUCGGCCUCCAGAACGGAGACGUUUUGGCAUAUGAUCUGGACCGUGGUAGCCUUGCCCGGGCUUUCCGGUUGCCCAACUUCUGGAAGGAGAAGGACCCAAGCACAAAGGUUUCCAGUCUCGUCUCGAUAUCGCUUCACCCCAGGGACAUUGGGAAACUGCUAGUGGCAUAUACCAACGGAGCCGUUGUCUACUCCUUCAAGCAGAGUCGCGCAGUUCAGUUCUACGAAUAUGUCUUGCCGGCUGGCGCCCCGGGUGGAAAUGGCAUUGCCAUCGAAUCAAUUAGAAAGCCAAGGCUGACCCAUGCGCUCUGGCAUCCCUCUGGUACCUUCAUCCUCACGGCCCACGAAGACGGCAGCUUGGUCUUUUGGGAUCCCAAAGAGGAGAAAGUGGUUAUGGCCAGAACACUAACAAAAAUGAAUGUGAACCAGCCAAGCCCCGAAUCCGAAACACCAGCCACAGAGCCCAUUGCCAAGAUUGCCUGGUGCUGCAAGGAGAACUGCGACGACAGCGGAUUGUUGAUUGCUGGCGGACAGCUUUCUAACGCAUCGCCAAAGGGCUUGACUUUUAUUGAUCUUGGCAUCACGCCCAUUUAUGCCACAUCUUCGUGGCAGAUUCUGAGCGCCUAUUGCCAUGGCAAGCGUCAAACCACCUUGCCUCUUCCUUUCGGUGCCCGGGUAGUCGACUUUCUCAUGAUCCCCCGGGCUUCGCCUCAUUUUUCCGGCGCUCAGGAUCCCAUCGCAAUCAUUCCUUUGCUGUCCUCGGGUGAGCUCAUUACGAUGAGCUUUCCAUCUGGAUACCCCAUCAGCCCCACGAAUCAGCUUCAUCCUUCCAUCUUUUUUGUCCAUCCCUUCAUCACGAAAGUCAACGUAUCCAGUUUAGAGCGACCCAGGUGGCUAUCCAUGAUGGAGAAACGGAACCAGGGGGAGCCCAUUUUGAAGGGCGGCGCCGAAGGACCUCGGCCACGCAAGAGAUUUGAGGAGCGCACAAUCAUCCAGGCGGCCCAUGCGGAUAGCAUCAUUCGAAUCUGGGAUUCAGGCCAUGCCGACGACAUCGAAAACGGAAGCCAGCUCCAGGUUGAUGUUGCUCGAGCACUGGAUCGAUCUGAUGAUAUUGAAAUCACCACAAUGAGCAUGGCAACCAGUACCGGCGAGUUUGUUGUCGGAACGCGCACAGGUGAAGCGAUCAUCUUCCGGUGGGGAGCGAACCGAUUCUUUGGCAAGGAGCAGUCGCAGCAACUGGAUCCAAACCCCAAAGGAUUGACUGAUAUCAGCUCGAGGGCAGAGCCGACCCUCAAAGAGGGCCUCCAACCUUUGGUCCUGUACGAGAUGAUGAUGGGACCUAUUACAGCCAUGCAAAUAUCCAAUGUCGGAUUUGUGGCUGUUGGAUCCGAACUUGGCUUUAUUACCCUGAUCGAUCUCCGUGGUCCAGCAAUCAUCUUUCAAGCUCCGAUGACAGAUUUUGCCAAGCAAGACAAGCGCUCGUCCUUCCUUAGAGGACACCACUCAAGCUCUGGGCCACCCAAAGAAUGGCCAGUGGUGAUUGAGUUUGGUGUCAUGACUCUAGACGAUGACAAGUAUUCCAGUAUCUGUUGCUUUGUGGGAACGAGCUUGGGCAAGGUCAUUACUUUCAAGCUACUCCCAGGUAACAACGGCGCCUAUUCUGCGCAAGUGGCGGGCUUCGUCGCAUUCGAUUCCAAGGUUAUUUCGCUCAGUCCCAUUGAUGCGGACACUGGGAAACCUGCUGCUGCUACCGGUCAGAUAGUAGCGGGUCUUAGAGAAGGCCAUCAAGUUAAUGGCGUACUCGUGGCAGUCACACAAACUGAAAUCAAAAUUUUCAAGCCAGCCAAUGCGAAGGGGGCAUCCAAGGAGUUUGACGACAUCCUGUGCGACGCCGCGAGUGUUGCCGAGCUCGAGCUGCAAGGAUUUGCGGUUGUCGCAACUUUUGGUGACCGAACCGCGCGAGCAUUCUCUAUCCCUGGCCUCAAAGAGAUCGGCAAGGCUGAUUUGCCAAUGAUCGACAGCAGCCGCAGCACGGCUUCUGUUGUUACUCAAACUGGUGAUAUCUUUGCGUGGUCCGGUCCAAGUGAACUGGCAGUCAUCCACGUCUGGGGUACCGGAAAGCCUCCUCAGCAAUCUCCCGAUACGCUGAUCAACCCGAAAAUAGAAUGCCCACCUCGCCCAACAAUUUCAAACUUGCAGUGGAUUUCGGGUACCCAGUACAUAUCGCCCCCUGACCUAGACCUACUAGUCGGCGGCCCCGACCGACCACCCAGUAAGCGAAUGAUGGAGGCGGCAGCAGCAGAGCAACGUGCUGCUCGAACCGGUGAAGCUGGACCUGCCGGAUCUAGCCAGGAAGGUUGGGGAGACUACCUUUCGAGACAACUGAACGAGCGGACGGAAAAGCUGAACAUGAUGGGUGAUAACAUGGAUAACCUUCAGGAACAAAGUGCUGGGUGGGCGAACGAUGUGAACAAGUUCAUUGGCAAGCAGAAGAGAAAUAUGGUGCUAGGUGGGCUCAAAGGGAAAUUCUUUUAAGGGUUUCUUUGAGAGAAACAGUUCUUUGGUCGAGGAAUUACCCUGUUGAUUUGGGGCAUGUCAAACAAACAACUCUAGCGUGAUACCAGGGCCGCUCUUUCAAUAUUAUUUGGCCUAAUUUAAAGUGGGAGUCUAUAAACAAUCGCGAUUAGCAACCGACCUUGGGUAUUUGAAAACAUCAACCCCGAUGCUGUACUAUCUGUC
Molecule: messenger RNA, 3205 nt
Organism: Ilyonectria robusta
Lineage: Eukaryota; Fungi; Ascomycota; Sordariomycetes; Hypocreales; Nectriaceae
Product: lethal giant larvae like, C-terminal-domain-containing protein
Exons: 3
Coding region: 56-3001 (981 amino acids)
Biological process (GO): regulation of exocytosis; establishment of cell polarity; regulation of protein secretion
Cellular component (GO): plasma membrane; cytoplasm
Molecular function (GO): syntaxin binding; GTPase activator activity; myosin II binding
Source: RefSeq, a predicted model, not a curated record